AUGGAGCUCCGUAAGGUGUGCCAGGCUAUCCAGCUUCGUGCCGAAGAUCUCGUCCCAGCUGCGGAGCAGACUGGAGUCUGGCGAACCCCAGUGAACCAAGUACCGAAUAUUUCAGCAAUCAAACGCGUUUAUUUCGUGUUCAAGGAGAAGAGGAAACACAGUAUCCGUCGCCAUAGUCCGGAGGUCCUAUUCUUCUCGGAGGACACUUUGACCGUUCAAGAGGACCAAUUCAUUCUUAUCAUAUGGUUAGAAAACCCAUAA
Messenger RNA from Fonsecaea multimorphosa CBS 102226, 261 nucleotides. RefSeq lists its product as uncharacterized. NCBI's taxonomy places the organism in Eukaryota, Fungi, Ascomycota, Eurotiomycetes, Chaetothyriales, Herpotrichiellaceae. The coding region runs from base 1 to 261 and encodes 86 amino acids. The record is from RefSeq and is a predicted model, not a curated record. The transcript is spliced from 2 exons.